CACAACCAGUGAGCGGCGCCCAGCUGCACAGAAAAGGGAAAGCAUCGCAUGAGAAAUUGUUCUACACAAAGCAGGCAGCAGAGAAGGUGCAUCACCUCUCCUCCAGUCUCAUCACACACAGAGGGUGUAGGGGGGGAUAGACAUGGACAUUGCUUCUAACUGAACCCCUGCCUGGGAUUUCUCCACCUGGAUCUAAGGAUUGUCACACUACAAGGGAAUGCUGGACAGCUCCUCCAGGACACAACCAGCAAACUCCUUAUGUCAGAUCACAGCACUGGGCUAGAGGAUGCUAGCAGACAAGGAGCUCCUAUGGCAGACAAGCAUUCGCCAGUGUUUUCUGAUUUGAAAUCCAUGUUUAUUUACUGAGAGGAGAACAAUCUUGCUCUGGAAUUUUGCCUACGAGAACAGACUAAUACAGUACACACAUUUAUUGGUGACAAUAAAAGUCAAAUUUAAUCAAGGAAGUUGAAGAAAACACACGGAACACAAAACUGUAUCUGCCGGCAAGUGGAUGUUGCUAAGUGAGGAUUAUUUCUGAUGAAAUGCCCCAUAUUUGUCUAAAUCUUCAGUUCAAAAAUUUGCUUCUUAGAACCACAUAACAGAUUGGACAUAAAACAAUCUCUUAAAAUUGGAUCUACCCUUUGUUGCUGGCAUCCAUUGCUUCGAAAAUAUUCGAGAGGGCUGAGCCUUAAUGAAGGAACGUCAAAACUGCUAACAAUCACACAAACAGGGACUCCAGACCCUAGUGACCAAGGAUGGCGUUGCCAUGGAAACUCUUUUUCUCUCUGUCAGUCAUGGUGGGGUGUCUAUCAGAACUUGUACAAGCUGUUCCAGGGCAGCAAACAUCUUAUGCUGCAAUACUAAGAAGGAAAUCAGAGAGUUACUCAUCGCCACUGUUUAACUCCAGGAGCCGACCGAGGUACAGUAGUUCUGCAUUGGAGUCCAUUGGUCAACCCCUGCAGCCGGGGUGGGAAAGACUCAAACAGUACAGCUUACCCACAAACCUCUAUCAAAUGUUAGAUGGUUUCAGGCAAGAUGAUGAGAGUGUGGAUUAUGGACCAGUGUUUGCCCAAGAGCCAGAGAAUGUAAUAUUUCCCAUGGAUUCUGGAGAGAAGAAAGUGGCACUUAAUUGUGAGGCGAGAGGAUUUCCUGGCCCGAGUUAUAGAUGGCUUCGCAAUGGAACAGAAAUAGACUUGGAAAGUGAUUAUCGCUACACUCUAAUAGAUGGAAAUUUAAUCAUCAGCAGUCCAAAUGAAGUGAAGGAUUCUGGCCAAUACCAAUGUAUAGCAUCAAACACCUUGGGCAGAGUUCUUAGUAGAGAGGCUACACUUCAGUUUGCAUAUCUUGGGAAUUUCAGUGGCCGUGUAAGAAGCGCAGUCUCAGUAAGGGAAGGACAAGGAGUGGUUCUCAUGUGCUCACCGCCACAUCAUUCACCAGAAAUCACCUAUAGUUGGGUUUUUAAUGAGUACCCUUCAUUUGUGGGUGAAGACGCUCGACGUUUUAUCUCGCAAGAGACAGGAAAUCUGUACAUCUCUAAAGCACAAGCUUCAGAUGUUGGAAGCUAUAUCUGUCAUGUAAAAAAUAUUCUGACUAACACCAGAGUUAUGAGCCCACCGACGCCACUAACAUUACGCAAUGAUGGUGUGAUGGGGGAAUAUGAACCAAAAAUUGAGGUGCACUUUCCAUUCACUUUUACUGCAGCUAAGGGAACCACCGUUCGGAUGGAGUGCUUUGCGCUUGGCAACCCCGUUCCUACAAUCUCAUGGAGGAAGGUGAAUGGCUUUAUUCCGAAUAAAGCGCGGCUAAGAAAAAUGCAGGCGGUUCUGGAGAUCCCAAAUGUUCAGCUGGAAGAUGCUGGGACGUAUGAAUGCAAAGCUGAAAACACCAGGGGGAAAAAUGCUUUCCGAGGGCAACUGCAAGUUUAUACCCAGCCACAGUGGAUAGAGAAGAUUAAUGAUACGCAGUUAGACAGUGGAGAUCAGCUCCGCUGGGAGUGUAAAGCAUCUGGAAAGCCAAGGCCCAUAUAUCGCUGGCUAAAGAAUGGACUCCCCUUGCUACCACAGAACCGACUUGAAAUGGUUAAUGGCAUGUUGACAAUUCACAACAUCAGUCAGUCAGAUGCCGGGAUGUACCAAUGCCUAGCGGAGAAUAUUUAUGGGAUCAUCUAUGGAAGCGCUGAGCUUAAGGUUCUGGCAUCCGCUCCCUCAUUCGAGCUCAACCAAAGGCAAAAAACAAUAAUCAUCACCAAGGGCAAGGCAGUCAUUAUGGAGUGUAAACCACAGGCAUCUCCCAAGCCAACCAUCUCCUGGAUGAAGGGUGACAGAGCUGUGAGGCAGAACAAGAGGAUAGCAGUUCUUCCAGAUGGAAGUUUACGGAUCUUCAACGCUUCUAAGUCAGAUGAAGGAAAAUACACAUGCCGAGGGGAGAACGUGUUUGGCUCUGCGGAAAUUACAGCAGUUGUGUCUGUUACAGAACCAACAAAAAUAGAAUUAAGUCCAAAAAGAACAGAACUGACAGUCGGGGAGAGCGUGGUGCUCAGCUGCAAGGCCAUUCAUGAUCCUUUAUUAGAUGUUUCCUUCUUCUGGACCUUAAAUGAGCAACCUGUGGACUUCGACAAGGAUGAUGGACAUUUUGAAAAUAUUAGAGCUCAAGCCUCCUCUGCAGAUUUAAUGAUUAGGAACAUUCUUCUGGUGCACGCUGGAAGAUAUGGCUGCAGGGUGCAGACCACGGCUGACAGUGUAUCAGAUGAGGCAGAACUGCUUGUUAGGGGUCCACCUGGUCCCCCAGGGGUGGUGAUCGUGGAGGAAAUAACCGAGACUACAGCAACGCUGUCCUGGAGUCCUGGAGCUGACAAUCACAGCCCCAUCCUCUGUUACAAUUUACAAGCCCGGAGCCCUUUCUCAUUAGGCUGGCAGACUGUGAGAACAGUUCCUGACAUUAUUAGCGGAGAUAUGGAGUCGGCCAUGGCAGUCGAUCUGAAUCCCUGGGUGGAAUACGAAUUCCGAGUCGUCGCCACUAACAGCAUUGGAACCGGGGACCCCAGCAUACCUUCCCGAGUCAUCAGGACUAACGAAGCAGUGCCCAAGACUCCCCCAGCAAAUGUCAGCGGUGGAAGUGGAAGGCGCCAUGAACUGGUGAUAACGUGGGAGCCCGUCUCAGAAGAAUUUCAGAACGGUGAGGGGUUUGGUUACAUCGUAGCAUUCAGGCCAAAUGACACCAGGGGAUGGAAAGAGAAAAUGGUGACCUCCUCCGAUGCCUCCAAGUUUAUUUACAGAGAUGAAAGCACGCCGCCGCUCACACCUUUUGAAGUUAAAGUUGGAGUGUACAAUAAUAAAGGCGAUGGUCCCUUCAGUGAUAUCGUGUUCAUCUGUUCUGCUGAGGGAGAGCCAAGCACUGCGCCCAUAGAUAUGAAAGCCACAGGCUUGUCUGCCUCGGAGGUCCUUGUCUCAUGGAAGAUGUCCAAGGAUAAUGUUGGAAGACCGCUGGGGUUUGAGGUUAGUUACUGGAAUGAUAUGGAGCAGGAAGAGGCUGCAGAAAAAGUGAAAACAGCUGGAAAUGAGUCUUCUAUCAUCCUGACAGAGCUGGAAGGAAAUACAUUAUAUCACAUCACCGUGAGAGCGUUCAACAAAGCCGGACACGGACCUCCUAGCGCGGCCGUACGUGGAAGCACCAAGAAAUCUCCUCCCAGUCAGGCUCCGAGCAUUGUGAAGUGGAUACGGAACGGCUCCCAUGUGUCCUUGGGCUGGGAAGCAGUCCGAUCAUUAGCCAACGAGUCAGAUGUCAUGGGAUACAAGGUCAUGUUGAGACAAGAAGGUCACAGCAACAGCCAAGUCAUCCAAACACAGACAACAUCAGCAGUGGUUCUGCUACCUGACUCCGGCUUUUAUAUCAUAGAGGUACGAGCCGUUAGUGAAGGCGGCGAUGGGACAGCUAGCUCUCAAAUCAGAGUGCCGUCUUAUUCAGGUAUAACAAAUGCGCAAUCUACACUACACAAUAUUUCAGCCUCUUCGUCUUCUUUAACAUUGCUGUUGGUACUGGUUGUUCCAGUGACAUCAUGGUGAAGAUGGAUUCUUUUUUAUUGGUUUUGUAUUGAUGACAUGAUCACAGUUACUGGCUCUGUGAAAACAUUGGAAGCCUGGACCUAACUGAAACAUCCAAAGACUACGUCAAAAACAAAAACAGCAACGACAACAAAAAAAGAACUGGAGAUAUAUCGCAAAUUUUGGGUUUCUUUUUUUAUAAAAAAAAUUAUAUAUAUAUAUAUGUAUAAAUAGACUUUGCAAAUAGCCUUUAUGAGCUUCUGUAAAGAAAAUGGUACAGUAACUGUAAAUGCUCUGGGUUUUUUUUUUUGGUUUUGUUUUUUUUAAUAAUUUCUUAGCAAAUUACUGGAGCAUAUACCUUGACCUUGUUGAAGCAGUGGUGUGAAAUGCAUAUGUGGAAUUGAAUGACAUGCUAUGAUUUACAGGUAUAGAUCUGGUGUUAUGUACACUCUUGUUAUGUUCUGAUAAAAUACAGAUGUAAAAGGCAAAAAAAAAAUUACAGCUAAUGUAUAACAUGUUAAUUAUCAGCUGCAUUCAUGAAGCUAGUUUCACUGUAACUUGUUGGUUUAAACCGUUAGGGGACGUGUUCUCUUGAUUAAAGCACUUAGAAGGUUUGGUUUUCAAAAUAAAAAUAAAUGAUAUUUUU
Molecule: messenger RNA, 4686 nt
Organism: Rana temporaria (common frog)
Lineage: Eukaryota; Metazoa; Chordata; Amphibia; Anura; Ranidae
Gene: CNTN5
Product: contactin 5
Exons: 27
Coding region: 756-4061 (1101 amino acids)
Biological process (GO): cell-cell adhesion; brain development
Molecular function (GO): cell-cell adhesion mediator activity
Source: RefSeq, a predicted model, not a curated record